Molecule: messenger RNA, 720 nt
Organism: Soboliphyme baturini
Lineage: Eukaryota; Metazoa; Nematoda; Enoplea; Dioctophymatida; Soboliphymatidae
Source: the annotation of a GenBank genome assembly
AUGGUAUUCCAUACCCUGGUUGGUUCCGCCUAUGCCUACAAAGUAGCCUCGAACAAUCAGAUGGUGAUGUGCUACUUUGGUGAAGGAGCCGCGAGCGAAGGAGACAGUGGGGUAUCGUUCAAUUUCGCCGCUACUCUACGAUGUCCGGUCGUGUUCUUCUGUAGGAACAACGGUUACGCGAUAUCAACCCCAGCCAAUGAGCAAUAUGGUGGCGACGGCGUAGCCGGUGUCGCCUUAGGUCACGGCCUGCAUUCGAUUCGUGUCGAUGGCAACGACGUAUUCGCCGUUUACGCUGCCACCUUGGCCGGUCGUCGAUUGGCUCUCGAAGGAAAACCCUGCCUGAUAGAGGCGAUUACCUACAGAGUUGGCCACCACUCGACGUCUGACGACAGUACUUCCUACCGCUCAAAGUUAUUUAGCAAAAGUGAAGAGGUUCAGUUCUGGACAACGUACAUGAACCCAAGAAUGCGGUUGAAGAAGUAUCUAAUGGCUCAAAAUUUACUGACAGAAGAAGAUGAAAAAAAUAUGGUAAAAGCGGUCACCGAAGAGAUCAUGAAGGCUUUGGCCUCAGGAGAAAAAAAGAUGAAGCCAUCGAUAAAAAGUAUGUUAUCCGACGUUUAUGAGGAAGCAACGCCAAGAUUGAAGAUGCAAGAAGAAACGCUAGAACAACACCUAAAACUGUACGAAGAUUUUUACCCAACGAAGAAGCUUUUCGCGUGA